AUGGCACCCGUCUUGAUACAUCCAUCUUUUUCACAUCUGAUCUCUCGUUCACCUGGGGAGGCCCACGCGGCUCCUAUCAAAGUCACAAGAUACAUCGGCAUCAAGGUCCUCCUGCAGCUUUUUGCAGGGACUUUCAUCAUUUUCAUUGUUGCGGUUCUCUUCUGGAAGUUUGGAAGAUUCUCUCGCUUCCUCACGCGGAAUAAGGUUCUCCGGAAAGGAAACACAACAACAACGCGUUACGCAAGGACCUGGUAUGGAUGGGUUUCCGCGAAGCGGCACGAACAAAACAAGGAGAUCAUUCGGAAAUGUUUCAAGAAGAUCUGCGAUUGGGCACUUUGGUGUUCAUCGAACAAUGACUACCGCUGGGCCUGGUGGGAUCCUGGACAGGAGGAGCUGGAUAGAUUUCGGAAAGGUAAAAAGACUCUGUGGUGGUUGCCGGCCUGGGUCAAAAGCUAUAGCUAUAUUGCGGCUGAUACCAUUUGGAAUCCCGCGCCAUAUCUUCGCCACGGUCGCAACACCAUAUCAAGACUCAGCAGGGGAUCUGCUUCCCUCGCGGUUAUGACUGGAGCACUUUCAGAAAGCCAU
Messenger RNA from Aspergillus ibericus CBS 121593, 585 nucleotides. RefSeq lists its product as uncharacterized. The annotation marks the transcript as partial. Lineage: Eukaryota; Fungi; Ascomycota; Eurotiomycetes; Eurotiales; Aspergillaceae. The transcript has a single exon. The record is from RefSeq and is a predicted model, not a curated record.